CGGUAGUCGUCAGUAGUGAUAAGAGCUGCUUCGUCAUGCAUCGAUAAAAUCGACAGGUUCCGCGCAAUAAUAGUAUUUUUGCAACUUUGUUUCAUUCAACAUGUCCUAAGAUCAGCGAUGCCAAAAGAAAAGGCUUCCAAGAGUGUCCACUGCGACAUACGCUUUGACAAUAACCCAAAUGGAAUUUUCAAAGCAGGAGAUAAAGUAUCUGGGUCAGUGACUCUGACCCUGACUCAGUUAAAGAAAGUUAGAGGGGUAUGUUUCCUGGUUACUGGCUUUGCAGAUACUUUUUGGAUUGACAAAGUACCUCACGGCCCGAAGAACAAAAAGACGAAAGCCCAUUUUAAAGGACACGAAGAUUUCAUAUUGCAGAAAUCCUACUUUGUAGGAUCAGAUACAGGAAAUCCAAUUGACCUAUCAACGGGAGCUCAGUACCAUUACUUCCAUUUCGACAUACCGGCUAAGGCACCAACGUCGAUGGAAGGUAAACAUGGCCACGUGAGAUAUGCCGUUAAGGUAACCCUGGAACGCCCUUGGAAGUACGAUCAAAAUUUCCAGUUGCCUUUCACUGUGUUAGCUAAGGUCGAAUUAGAUGACACCAAUUUGGCUCUUAAAAAUCCUUUCAAAGUUCAAGAUCAAUUGAGAUUCUACUGUUGGUGUUGCCGAUCGAAUCCGUUGAUGGUAACAGCUACGGUAUCUAGAACCGGUUUUAUUCCAGGCGAUACGAUCCCGUUAGUUAUAGCUGUAAACAACCUCAGCAAAGAGGAAGUCUCGGAAAUUGUGGUCAAAUUUCAAAAAGUCGUAAAGUUCCUUAGCCAGGUUCAACUAAUAGAACAAACUCAGAUAUUAGUUGAGAAUCAGUUAGUGAAAUAUGAAACAGUAGAGGUACAGAAGACCCUACCGGUUGCUAAGCUGACCAGCGAAACCUUUGAGCAAAAGUUCUUAGUUGGACCGAUUACGCCUACGGAAGAUCGCAUUAGCAAAGUAAUCAAAAUUGGCUACGAACUGAAUAUACUGGUGAAGCCGAAACUAUCGACACAAAGAAUAGAAAUGGUUAUUCCGAUUUUCAUAGGAUCUGCGGGAAUGAAAACCGAGGAAGCGAUAUCGUUUGUCAGGUCGACCGGCAUUGAUAAACUUACUGCGGAUUUGAAUAGAGAUCAACCGACAGCACCUCCGCCUCCGUAUAUUGAGAAUCGUGAAAGUUUGUACCCGAUAAGCUCGUUGCAACGGGCUUACGAGGGAGAUGAAAUUGAUGGUAAAUAAGGAUAAGGUACUAAAGACACUUUCGAAUUAAACAUGCUGAUUAGAGAUUAGGACAGCCGUUUACUUAUUAGACUUGAAAGGUUUUCUUUUUUUCAACGAAACCAGAAACCAAAAAUUCAGAAGACCAAGUUAAAAAUACUUAACAGUGAAGAUCUACAACAAUUUUGAACUCGU
This is a messenger RNA of Topomyia yanbarensis, 1437 nucleotides long. RefSeq names its product arrestin domain-containing protein 3-like. The transcript has 2 exons. Gene Ontology annotation, cellular component: cytoplasm. Lineage: Eukaryota; Metazoa; Arthropoda; Insecta; Diptera; Culicidae. The record is from RefSeq and is a predicted model, not a curated record. Bases 118 to 1263 code for a protein of 381 amino acids. Gene Ontology annotation, biological process: protein transport.